Molecule: messenger RNA, 1268 nt
Organism: Lutzomyia longipalpis
Lineage: Eukaryota; Metazoa; Arthropoda; Insecta; Diptera; Psychodidae
Gene: NC2alpha
Product: dr1-associated corepressor
Exons: 4
Coding region: 72-971 (299 amino acids)
Biological process (GO): negative regulation of transcription by RNA polymerase II; transcription by RNA polymerase II; positive regulation of transcription by RNA polymerase II
Cellular component (GO): nucleus; negative cofactor 2 complex
Molecular function (GO): protein heterodimerization activity; transcription coactivator activity; core promoter sequence-specific DNA binding
Source: RefSeq, a predicted model, not a curated record
AUUUUUUGUGGGGGUGUUUAAUGUAAGGAAAGGAAAAAAAAGUAAAUUAAAUUCAGUAAAAAAUCACAAAAAUGCCAUCAAAAAAGAAAAAAUACAAUGCCAGAUUUCCACCGGGAAGAAUCAAGAAGAUCAUGCAGACGGAUGAGGAAGUGGGAAAAGUCGCCCAGGCUGUGCCAAUCAUUAUACCUAGGACACUGGAAUUGUUCGUGGAAUCCCUACUCACCAAGACAGUGCGCAUCACAAAUGCCCGUCACGCCAAGACUCUGUCACCAUCGCACAUGAAGCAGUGCAUAAUGUCCGAGAGUCGUUUUGACUUUCUCAAGGAGCUCGUGAAAAAUGUUCCGGACAUUAGUGUUGCGGAGGAGAUUGAUAAUUCCCCACCAGCACCACCGGAGGAUGAUGUUACAAAUGGUGCUAGAAAUGGGCGUCUGGGAAAAGGAGGAGAGUCAUGGCUAAGGAACUACGGGCGUCCUGCUUCGAUGGAUUUGUCACAAACGCGAAAUUAUUCCAACGAUGGAAAAUGCUUGACGCCAAAUGUGAUGUAUCCGGGAGGUACUGAAGGAAAUACAGUAAUUCGUUAUACGCCCUCCCGAACGUGGGGACAGAAAACACAAUUAACUGGGGAUCUCCACGGUCCCUCACGCCCAUCCAAGGUUCCCCGUAUGGAUUCCACACAAGGAUGUCACAGUGCGCCCCCACAGUCCGGGGAUUCGUCAAUUUUCAGCUUUGAUAUACGACAAAAACCCCAGCGAGAGUAUCCCAGCCCAUUGGCUACGUCCACGGUUACCUCUACAACGAAUAAUUUGUGCGAGAGUGUAGCCUCCACAACGCCACCCGUCCUCAAGUUCGAUAUCUCUAGCACACCCGUCGUUAAAAUUGACUAUAGCCAUUUACCCCUUAACGUGGCUCCGGCACAACUUCCUGCGGCCCCAGCAGCAUCGGAACUCGAUGAGGAUUAUGACAACAUCUGAGGUUCGCGCGCGCGUAAGUCUCUCUCACAUCAUUUCUCCGUGGCCCCCAAAGCAAUCUCUCAGUGGGAUUCUAUAGGUCCUCUUUGGUGACUAGGACCAUUCCUCCUUACCCAUGGUACAAAUUGAGACCCUCUUUGGCCACAUUCACCACACAUACACAGAGUAACCUUCCGAAGAACCCGAUUGAUGGUUUUUCGUCUCAAAUUUUUUCGUCACACAGACUAUAAGUUUUUUUUCGCUCCAUCGCGACGAAUUUGCUUUAUUAUUCCAAUAAAACAUUAAUUUUUAAGUAAAGAA